AUGCGACUUGUUGGUGCCCGCCUAGGCGGUCUCGUGCAAAGGAGGGGGUUCGCGUCGACUGCCGGGCGGCUGGAUCAUUAUGCCUUUGUUGGUCUCGGCCAAAUGGGCUACCAAAUGGCCAAGAAUCUCCAGUCGAAGCUCAAGUCCACGGAUAAGGUGUCCGUCUUCGACAUCAACCCGCAAGCCAUGAAGAGCCUGGAAAGUGAUGUGAAAGCUGUUUCUGGCGGCGCAAAGGUUGAGCUUGCCCCCAGCGCGUGGGCAGCGUCAAAGGAGGCUGACACAGUCAUUACUGUUCUCCCCGAGCCCCAACACGUCCAAGGCGUCUACAAAUCCAUUUUGACAGGUACACUGCCGCAGAAGGACCGCGUCUUCAUCGACUGCUCGACAAUUGACCCCUCGACGUCCCGCGAGGUGGCCAGGUCGGUUUCUGAUGCCGGCCAGGGCACGUUUGUCGACGCUCCCAUGUCGGGAGGAGUGGUGGGCGCCACGGCCGGCACGCUGACCUUCAUGCUCGGAGCCAAGGCCGAUAUGGUCCCCCGUGUCGAGCCCACGCUGCUGCAGAUGGGCAAGAAGGUGCUUCACUGCGGCGAACAAGGCGCGGGCCUAUCCGCCAAGCUCGCCAACAACUACCUGCUCGCUCUCAACAACAUUGCCACGGCAGAAGCCAUGAACCUGGGGAUGAAGUGGGGUCUGGAUCCCAAGAAGCUUGCGGGCGUCAUCAAUGUCAGCACUGGCCGCUGCUGGCCAAGUGAGGUCAACAAUCCCGUAAAGGGCGUGGUCGAGACGGCGCCGGCGGGACGCGAUUAUGGCGGUGGAUUCGGCAUCUCCCUGAUGAAGAAGGAUCUGCGACUGGCGAUGGUGGCUGCCAAGGAGGCUGGGGCCAAGAUGGCUCUCGCCGACACUGCGUUUGGCGUGUACGAGGACGCGGAGAAGCGGGAAGAGUGCAAGGGACGCGACUUUUCGGUGGUGUAUAGAUAUCUCGGGGGCAAAGAGUAG
Molecule: messenger RNA, 996 nt
Organism: Metarhizium brunneum ARSEF 3297
Lineage: Eukaryota; Fungi; Ascomycota; Sordariomycetes; Hypocreales; Clavicipitaceae
Biological process (GO): L-valine catabolic process
Cellular component (GO): mitochondrion
Molecular function (GO): 3-hydroxyisobutyrate dehydrogenase activity; NADP binding; NAD binding
Source: RefSeq, a predicted model, not a curated record